Molecule: messenger RNA, 1032 nt
Organism: Malaya genurostris
Lineage: Eukaryota; Metazoa; Arthropoda; Insecta; Diptera; Culicidae
Product: serine protease inhibitor dipetalogastin-like
Exons: 1
Coding region: 21-761 (246 amino acids)
Molecular function (GO): serine-type endopeptidase inhibitor activity; protein binding
Source: RefSeq, a predicted model, not a curated record
AAUAAGCUUGCACUCGUGGAAUGGAUUCACUACAGGUUUUCGCUAUCAUGGCGCUCCUGGCCAUUGUUGGUGUCUCAAACGGAGCCUACACCGUGUAUCCAUCGGAGUACGAUUUAACGGACAAGCAGUUUGAAGCGAUUACGGCCUGUAUAGCAGUAACCAAUGACAAAACAUCUCCACAAAGUAGAUACGAUCCAGUGUGUGCCACCGAUGGUUUCAGCUACUACAACUUGCAUACCCUAGAAUGCUUGAGACAGGCCAUUCCGUCGGUGCAAUUCUCUUUCUACGGGCGUUGUCCGAAUGAGCCAAUUUUCUUGCCGAUGGAAUCAGUUCGAGAUUGGUGGGUUAUGUCGGAAGAGGUUCGCAAAAAAGCUCAAACAUGCAUGUCGAAAUGUGGGUGGAUAUUUAUGCCGGUCUGUGGUACAGACAAUAAAACUUACACUAGUCAUUGCGUACUAGAGUGCGUUUCCGAACUGAUUCCCCAUAUAAAGAAAGAUUACGACGGAUUUUGUCGAAAGGAUUUCACGGUCGAGAACAAGUGUCCUCCGAUACUGCAACCAUUCUGUGGAACGGACGGUGUAACAUAUUUGAAUUUGUGUCACCUACGCUACGCAACCGAACAGAUUCCGGGUUUGUAUCCAGCUCACCUAGGCGAUUGUGUACGUAGGUUGAACGUUAUCGAGAAGGGUUUCGAUAUGACAAGCAAAUUGAAGGAUGACAAAGAUGGUUGUAGCGGAUGCGGUGGAUGUUGUGAAACCUAAUUUAAUGCAACUGUUUUACUGUAGAUUUAUCAUACAUCGUGUGGCUGGAUUUAGAAUAAAAUAAUAAAUUUGAUGUUUUUUUUUUUGGGAAAAAUCUUACAGUUAAUGAAGUAUGAAAUAUUUUUUGGAAAAUGAUGUAUAUCUUCAUUCCCAAUUCUUUUUCCCGUUGUCAUCAUUGAAGGAAACUCUAUCGAACGCUAGAAGAAAUGGUUCAUUUUCUUUGUUAUAAUGUACGAAAACAGUGGUAGCUUCUCAAAAUCUUUAAGUUUAA